AUGGCCACAGUAACGGUGGCAAGAACUUCUCGCACCCCAAAAUUCCCCUCUCACCCACCUCUCCUCCAACCCCCUCAACAAACUCCGGCCGUGGACCCCAACAUGGCGAACCCUCAGCUCCAGAUUAAUCGCGAGGCAAUUUAUGAGCAGAAGCUACCUGGUGAGGCUUAUAUCACGGCUCAUGUGCAACGACUCCAGCACGGCUUUUACCAAAGCUCCGAGGUCUCGGACCCAGUGCGUCCCCAUGUGGAUUUCCUCGCCAUCGACUUCAUUUUUCAUUCUCCUAACACCCAGACUCACCGGUUUAAAGCUGCUACGAUUCGGGCCAAAAUUGAGAACAAUUUCCAGGUCUCAGAUGUCUCCAAUGGUACCUCUGACCAUCCCAACAUGUCCUCUGGAGACCCUUACUUCCUCAUGCACGCGCCCCACCUCAUCUAUGGCACUGUCUCCCCUGAGACUAUGCAGUGGACUUUCAGCCUGGCCGGCUCGCUCGGUAUCUCUGAUACUCCCGUCAGCGCAAGCCUUGUCCCCUCCGGCACCUUGAAGGGUAAAUACCGCCGAUUCGAAAUGAUGCGAAUUCAAGGAUCGGCACGCAAAACUAAGAGCCCCAUCGGACGUAUGUAUGAUGUUGAGGCCGGAGAAGUCGUCUGGUCUAUUGAGGAAAACACCCUGCAGCAAUCUGGUCUCCCUCGCGAAUUCACCUUUGUCAUGCUUGUCCAGAAGCCUACUGCUGAUGCAUGCAUCAGUCUGACCAUUGAGAUCGAUCCCGUGCUGCAGACUUGGCUGGGCAGUUUCCCCAAAUGGGUCCUGUCUCUGCCGAGCUACAAGCCCUUGAAGUGCCGCUCUGUCGACUUCCGCAAGCAGAUCGGCCAACGCUUCGGAUCUAGCUAUGAUGCCCGCUUGGGACGACGUUACAACUUCGCUAGCUUGGUGCAGGCUCUGGACAACUAUGUGACUAUCACUGGCCAAGCCGUUACUCGUAAACUCGAACUGCCUGAGGCCGUGCCUGAGCCCGAGAUCAACCCCAGAACUUACCGUCCUUACAACAGCACCUCUGACAUGAUAAUAAUGAUUGCAAGUCUUCGCCGUCACCUGAUUCUUGAUCUUGAGGCCACCUCUAUUACUGCUCAUUAUGGAGCUGAAUCGGAUGUCACUACUGUGGAUGAAGUCCGAACACGCGCUCGUCGCAGCCCGGUUAUGAUGAUGCCGAACACUGCCUUGCCUAUUGACGGUGACUUUUUCCAAGACUAG
Penicillium taxi is the source of this 1251-nucleotide messenger RNA. RefSeq lists its product as uncharacterized. Bases 1 to 1251 code for a protein of 416 amino acids. Lineage: Eukaryota; Fungi; Ascomycota; Eurotiomycetes; Eurotiales; Aspergillaceae. The transcript has 2 exons. The record is from RefSeq and is a predicted model, not a curated record.